AUGGCGCUCCUUCUACUGCACCUGCCCACGCUGGCGCUCAAUGCCACGGCGACGCUCGUCUACCCGCUCUAUUCCUCCUACAAGGCCGUCACCUCGUCCACCACCUCGCUCGCCGACAUGGAGGUCUGGCUCGUCUACUGGUCCGUCUUUGCAUGCUGGACGCUCUUCGAGUCGCUCUUUGGCUGGCUCUGGUCGUGGGUGCCCUUCUACUACGAGAUCCGUCUCAUCUUCAACAUCUGGCUCGUCGCGCCCCAGACCCGAGGCGCCACCUACAUCUACACCACCCACCUCCAUCCUUUCCUCCAGUCCAACCAGGAGCAGAUCGACGCGCUUAUCGACGACGCCAAGCGCUCGCUCAAGGCCAAAGUGGACGCUUCGCUCGGUGGGCUGUGGACCGCCUCGCUUGGCGGAUCCGAGCAGCCCACCGCACCGCCGGCGCCGGGCAAAGAGGCUCGUCACCGCCCACCUGGCCCUGGAUCCACACCUGCGCCUCCCACGCAGCACAAUCCGGCUCAGGCACCCGCGUCGCUCUUUGGCAACCUGCUCAACAGGUAUGCGCCCGUGGCCAUCGCGAGCGCCAAGAACUUCCUCGAAAGCAAAGCUGCCCCACCCAACACCACCAUGGCCUACUCCAUCCCUCCGUCCGGCUCGGGCAAUGUCAACGACCAGCGCGCGCGCGAGGCCGCCAUGGUGCGACGAAGGCAGCUCGAGUCCCAACUCGCUGCACUCGACGCUUCCGGGGUCCCCUCGAGCACCUCGUCGAGCAGCAACAGCAGCGACGACGACAAUACCGCCGCCGCUGCCCCCGUCACAAUGAUCCACCCCAAGAACCCGCGAUCGUCGUUCGGCGCUGCCAAUGCACAGGGAAGUCUGCGCAGCCGCAUCGUCUCGGGCGGCGCACGACCCACGGUCAAGGCAGGAACCGCCAUGGGAGAGUCGUACGACCUGCUCGACCAGAACGACCUCGGCCCGCAUCCUCAGCAAAGCCCCCGAGCAAAGAGGUCCAGCUGGAUCCCCUGGAGUCCCAACCCCAACCACCCCACCUCCUAG
Molecule: messenger RNA, 1050 nt
Organism: Moesziomyces aphidis
Lineage: Eukaryota; Fungi; Basidiomycota; Ustilaginomycetes; Ustilaginales; Ustilaginaceae
Source: the annotation of a GenBank genome assembly